AUGGAUGCCAUGAGCCGGGCCUUGCGAGGAGCUGCUCGGUCACCGUUCUCCAGUGAAAUUGAACAGACCCUUAUGCCGAGUCAAUUUACACGGCCACCAUUCAAUUCCAGUGAUGGGAAAAUGGAUCUUGUGGAGUACGUCAGUCAUUAUAUCCACAUGAUGUCCUUACAUGCACACAAUGAUGCGCUGAUGUGUAAGGUAUUCCCCUUUAGUCUCGGCUCCACGGCCUUGAGAUGGUUCAACGGGUUACGAAAAGGUUCCAUUCGCAGCUUCUCCGAGCUGAUCCAAGAGUUCGGCACUAGAUUUGUGAUGUGCAGCCGAGUGCUGCAACCGAUGGAUGCGUUACUUUCCAUAAAAAUGAGGGUCGGUGAAACCCUUCGGAGUUAUGCCAGUCGAUAUUGGGAACUCUACAAUGAGAUCGGUAGGGGAAAUGAGAAGAUAGCGGCAAGCACCUUCAAGAUGGGGCUUCCCGAGGAUUCUGAACUACAAGAGUCGCUGACGAAAAGACCUCCCGAGGAUAUGAGGCAACUUAUGAGGCGUAUUGAGGAGUAUAAGCGUCUCAAAGAUGAUCGGCUACAGAAUAAGGGAAAGGCCCCAUUGCUCAGUAGAUCUCUACAGGGAAUUAUUCUGACAAGAUCAAAAAAGGAUUUCAGGAUACAGGAAUCAGAAGCGCAAAUUGAAGGAGUGAAUGUGGCGUUCAAAGAGCCAGUGCACAAAAUUCUGGAUCGAAUUAAGAACGAGUCGUUCUUCAGGUGGCCGAACAAGAUGGGGGGUGACCCAUCUCGGAGGAAUCAAAACUUGUACUGCACAUACCACAGGGAUAAAGGGCACACCACGAAGUAG
Molecule: messenger RNA, 843 nt
Organism: Quercus lobata
Lineage: Eukaryota; Viridiplantae; Streptophyta; Magnoliopsida; Fagales; Fagaceae
Exons: 1
Coding region: 1-843 (280 amino acids)
Source: RefSeq, a predicted model, not a curated record